Messenger RNA from Beta vulgaris subsp. vulgaris (sugar beet), 723 nucleotides. RefSeq lists its product as uncharacterized. The record is from RefSeq and is a predicted model, not a curated record. The coding region runs from base 1 to 723 and encodes 240 amino acids. NCBI's taxonomy places the organism in Eukaryota, Viridiplantae, Streptophyta, Magnoliopsida, Caryophyllales, Amaranthaceae. Gene Ontology annotation, molecular function: nucleic acid binding; RNA-DNA hybrid ribonuclease activity. The transcript has a single exon.
AUGAGGAAAAAGUUUUUUGUUAAAGUGUGGGCAGCCUCUUUCUUUAUCAUUGUAUGGACGGUAUGGAAAGAACGGAACUUCAGAAUUUUUCAAGCCUCAUCUUCCACUGUAAAGGAACUUCGUGACUUGGUGCUUCUCAGAAUGGGAUGGUGGAUUAGUGGAUGGGAGGAGGGGUUUCCAUACUCUCCGACGGACAUUCAAAGAAAUCUAUGGUGCUUGGAGUGGGAUGGUGUAUCUCGAGCAGCAGACUCCGCUAUCAUCAAGCCAUCAUACAUCCCAUGGUCUCCUCCAAUCAAAAAUGUUCUAAAAUGGAAUGUGGAUGCAUCCGUGGUCAUAUCCAGCUCAUGUGCAGCUAUCGGUGGAGUUCUGAGAAAUCAUGAAGGAAAGUUUGUGUGCCUCUUCUCGUCUCCCAUUCCAUAUAUGGAGAUAAAUUGUGCUGAGAUCCUUGCCAUACAUAGAGCUAUAUCCAUCUCUUCUCAUAGCAGCUUAACAAAAUCAGCGAGCCUUCUCCUAGAAUCGGAUUCCUCUAACGCAGUAAUCUGGUGUAACAAUGACAAUGGUGGUCCUUGGAAUAUGAAGUACUAUCUAAACUUCAUUAGAAGCUGCCGGAAGAAAAUGUUAAGCAUUGAGAUAACCCACAAAGGUCGAAGCUCCAAUUUUGUUGCGGAUUCUCUUGCCAAGCAAGGGCUUAGGCGUCAAGAUGAAUUCAUUGCGUGGCUAUAA